UCAGUCCAAGUUGACAAAAACGUGGAUCCAAUUCCAUUGUCGCUAAAGCUUUCAACAAACUAUCAACUACUUGCCCAAGGAACAAGAGCUGUUACCUUUUUGAAGUUCAAAGUUUAUGCCUUGGGUAUUUAUGUUGCGAAUGAUGAUCUUUACAAAAUUCCUACCGUUUUGGAUUCAAAAUUCCUUUCUUCAACGUUUAUUGAUACUGAUAAGUCAAAAUCACACUCUGAAAACGUUACCAGUGCACUUCAUGAUAAUGAGAAAUCCAAGAUCUUGAUUUCCAACCUGUUGGAUUCUAAUAUCCGUUUGGUUGCUAGAAUAUCUCCUAUAAGAAACACCGACUUUAACCAUUUGAGAGAUGGAUUGGUUAAGUCUAUUUUGGCAGCAGGUGUACAAGAUGAAAGUCUGGCCGAUGGUUUACAGGAAUUGAAAGAUGCAUUUAAUCGCAAAGGUUCAGUUCCUAAAAACAAUAACUUGUUUAUAGAAAGACUCUCUGAUGGCCAACUUCAAUUGAUUUAUGAAAACACAAGGAAUGGUGAAGUUGUUGAAUUGGGAAAUGUCAAAAACCCUAUAGUGAGUAAAUUGUUGUUUUUACAGUACUUGAGUGGA
This is a messenger RNA of Hansenula anomala, 609 nucleotides long. RefSeq names its product chalcone isomerase domain-containing protein. The transcript has a single exon. Gene Ontology annotation, molecular function: intramolecular lyase activity. NCBI's taxonomy places the organism in Eukaryota, Fungi, Ascomycota, Saccharomycetes, Phaffomycetales, Wickerhamomycetaceae. The record is from RefSeq and is a predicted model, not a curated record. The annotation marks the transcript as partial.